Anolis sagrei ordinatus is the source of this 2139-nucleotide messenger RNA. Lineage: Eukaryota; Metazoa; Chordata; Lepidosauria; Squamata; Anolidae. The record is from RefSeq and is a predicted model, not a curated record.
CCUCUUGUGGACACGGGCAUAUUGGCACUUGCCUUGAGCUUCUCCUCUCUGAUCCUUUGCUGCCCUCCGGUGGCCAGAGAGGGAAGUGCACGCCCGAGCCGUGGAGGCGCCUCUCUGCUGCCAUCCUGUGGACAUUGUGGGAAGCGGCACCUCCCGAGGAUAAAGUGUCAUAGAGCCUAUUCUUUGAGGGCGGAGUCCCACCCGGGAGGGAGGGAAGGCGGAAGUCCCGCCUCCCGCCUUCGCGCGCCAUCUUGGGGCCGGGCGGAAGUGCAGCGAGAGCGGGCGGAAGGGGAGUUCCUCGAUGGCGGCCGAGAGGAGGAGGAGGAGGUAACCUCUGAACAAACCUGUGAGAGCUUUGCUCUAGGGAUGCCUUCGGACUGAAAUGAAGGCUGACUGCACUGGCAAGAACAAGGAAUAAGUAGGAGAAAAAAGUAUUUCAAGCGACAUCCUUGGAGGAAAGGGAAGGUUGUGCCAUUAAAAGAGGGGCUUGGGAAAGAGACCAGAAGGCUACGGCAAUACACAGACAGAGAAGAGGAAAUCCUGUGUAUUGUUCAGGUGUUCAUAUCUGUGACCUUCUGGCAUAAUAUUGAAUCAUAAAUAAAAAGAAUGGAAAAUCUCAAUCCCUGUUCCACAUUACACACAGGGGAGCAGCUCCAUAAGUGUACAGACUGCGGGAAAUGUUUCACGGGGAGAAGUUCUCUGGCUAAACAUCAACAAACCCACACAGGAGAGAAGCCCUACACAUGCAUGGAAUGUGGAAAGGGCUUUGGUCAGAGCAGAGACCUCCUUUCCCACCAAAGGACCCACACAGGGGAGAAGCCAUAUAUGUGCCUGGAAUGUGGAAAGAGCUUCACUCGGAGUGGAGAUCUCCAUCGCCAUCGUAGGAUCCACACAGGGGAGAAGCCACAUCAAUGCAUGGAGUGUGGCAAGAGCUUCAGCCAGAGUGGAGAUCUGCAUUCCCACCAAAGGACCCACACAGGGGAGAAGCCACAUCAGUGCAUGGAGUGUGGAAAGAGCUUCAUUCACAGUGGACAGCUGCGUCGCCAUCAAAGGAUCCACACAGGGGAGAAGCCAUAUACGUGCAUGGAAUGUGGAAAGAGCUUCACUCAGAGUGGAGAACUGCGUUCCCAUGAAAGGACCCACACAGGGGAGAAACCGUAUACAUGCACGGAAUGUGGAGCGAGCUUUGGUCGGAGUGGAGAUCUGCGUUCCCACCAAAGGACCCACACAGGGGAGAAGCCACAUCAGUGCAUGGAGUGUGGAAAGAUCUUCAGCCUGAUUGGACAGCUGCAUUCCCAUCAAUGGACCCACACUGGGGAGAAGCCAUAUGCAUGCAUGGAGUGUGGAAAGAGCUUCAGUCAGAGCGGAGAACUGCGUUCUCACCAAAUGACCCACACGGGGGAGAAGCCCUAUCAAUGCACGGAAUGUGGAAAGAGCUUCUGUCGGAGCGGAGGUCUGCGUCGCCAUCAAAGGACCCACACAGGGGAGAAGCCACAUCAGUGCAUGGAAUGUGGAAAGAGCUUCAGUCAGAGUGGACACCUGCAUUCCCAUGAAUGGACCCACGCAGGGGAGAAGCCCUAUCAAUGCAUGGAGUGUGGGAAGAGUUUCAGUCUGAAAGGACGUCUGGACCGCCAUCAAAGGACCCACACAGGGGAGAAGCCCCAUCAAUGCAUGGAGUGUGGAGAGAGCUUCAGUCAGAGUGGCGAUCUGCAUUCCCACCAAAGGACCCACACAGGGGAGUAGUCACACCAGUGCAGGGAAUGUGGAAAGACCUUCAGUCAGAGUGGACAGUGGAACUCUCUGCCCAGAGUGUGAUGGGGGCUCCUUCUUUGGACGCUUUUAAGCAGAGGCUGGACGGCCAUCUGUGGGGGGUGCUUUGAAUGUGAUUUCCCUGCUUCUUGGCAGGAGGUUGGACCAGAGUCUGGUAUGGCUUGCUUUUGAAAAAUCCAUGCAGACUUUUAGUGAUCACAGCAUCCCUUUCUAGGGUUUUGGCAUACCUUGUCUUUGCUUUAUAAACCUCAACCUUGAUACUGAGAGAAGAUCCUUGGACCACGAGGCCAUCCCUUCUGCUUUGUGUAUAUUUAUCCCUGCUUGGUGUGAACCCCCUGUAGUAACUGAGACUGCUUAAUGAUUAUUUAU